This is a messenger RNA of Carica papaya (papaya), 1797 nucleotides long. NCBI's taxonomy places the organism in Eukaryota, Viridiplantae, Streptophyta, Magnoliopsida, Brassicales, Caricaceae. The record is from RefSeq and is a predicted model, not a curated record.
UUGCCAAACCCAAUUUAAAUAUGAAGGCCUUGUGAACCAUCCAAGUCACCACCCUGCUUUCUUCAUAAUCUCUUCAUAGUAAAGAUAGACAGAGGAAAAAGUAUAUCUCAUUGUAGACAUGAUUUGCGCGAAUAUCCCAUUAUCUUAUCUUCCUAAAAGUCCAAAAAUAUUCAAAUGCCCUUUGAUUUGCAGUGCAAUGACCGAGGAAACCAUUUUGACAAGAGAAGCAAAACCCAUCAUACAAAAGUUGCCCGAAAUUAGUGUAAGAUCAGUUCCUAGUACUCCUGGAAAAUUUGGAAAGUUUGGAGGAAAGUUUGUGCCAGAGACAUUGAUGACUUCUUUGAGCAAUCUUGAAGCUGAAUUCAACUUGGUUUUGAAGGACUCUGAGUUUCAGGAGGAGCUGGCAACGGCACUGAGAGACUACGUGGGAAGAGAGACGCCUCUAUAUUUUGCUGAGCGGCUGACGGAUCACUACAAGAAGAGCAAAAAUGGAGAAGGACCGGAGAUAUAUCUGAAGAGGGAAGAUAUUAACCAUACUGGCGCACAUAAAAUCAACAACGCCAUUGCGCAGGCCAUGAUCGCCAAACGUAUGGGCAGGAAAACCAUUUCGUGCGCCACGGGAGCUGGACAACACGGAGUUGCAACUGCAGCUGCUUGCGCAAAACUUGGUCUUGAAUGCAUCGUUUUUAUGGGCACUGCAGACAUGGAGAAACAAGCUUCUAGUGUCACCUUCAUGAAGCUGCUAGGUGCCCAGGUAGAUACAUGCAUGCAUCGCUUAUUUCUAAGUCAGAUUUAUGGAUUUAAUUACUUAUUCAAGUUAUGGUUGCAGGUUAAAGGUGUUGAAGGAAGCUUCAAGGACGCAAGUUCAGAGGCAAUUCGUGAAUGGGUAGGUAAUUUGGAAAGCGUGUAUUACUUGACAGGGACAGUGGUAGGAGCUCAUCCAUGUCCAAGUAUGGUGAGAGAAUUUCAGUCAGUGAUAGGGAAAGAAACCAGAAGACAAGCAAUGGAGAAAUGGGGAGGAAAGCCUGAUGUGCUUUUGGCUUGCAUCGGGAGCGGUUCAAAUGCACUUGGUCUCUUCCAUGACUUCAUUGGAGAUGAACAUGUGAGGCUCAUCGGAGUUGAAGCUGCUGGGUUUGGGUUGGACACCACCAAACACUCUGCAACUCUGGCAACCGGACACCUGGGUGUCUAUCAUGGUGCCAUGACUUUCUUAUUGCAGGAUGAAGAAGGUCAAAUCCUUCCACCUUAUUCCAUUGCUCUUGGGUUGGAAUAUCCUGGAGUUGGUCCUGAAAUAAGCUUUCUGAAAGAUUCGGGGCGUGCAGAGUUUUACAGUGUAACGGACCAAGAAGCUUUAAAUGCAUAUGUACGGGUGUGUAGAUUAGAAGGCAUAUUACCGUCACUGGAGGCCGCUCAUGCAUUAGCUUUUCUUGAGAAACUUUGCCCAACUUUACCCAACGGAACCAAGGUUGUGGUGAACUGUAGCGGGCGUGGGGACAAGGAUGCUGCACUUGUCCUUCAACAUAUAAAAGAUUCCAUUCACCAGUGAAAAACGUGAAUAUAUAUAUAUACACGCACACAUACCACGUGUGUAUAUAUAAUAUACGCGUACAUAAAAUCAAUUAUGAAUUUUCAAAAUAAAAAAUCACGUGUUGAAUUUAAAAAAUUUCAAAUCACUUAAUCAAACUAUAUAUAUAUAUUUUUUUCUUUUUCAUUUACAUACAAGACAACUAAAAUCUAAUUUAUAAACUAAGAUCAUAAUUGUAAUUUUCUUACGUAAUUGAUAGAUGAUAACUAAGU